Molecule: messenger RNA, 2927 nt
Organism: Anolis carolinensis (green anole)
Lineage: Eukaryota; Metazoa; Chordata; Lepidosauria; Squamata; Anolidae
Gene: trpv2
Product: transient receptor potential cation channel subfamily V member 2
Exons: 16
Coding region: 523-2793 (756 amino acids)
Biological process (GO): calcium ion import across plasma membrane
Cellular component (GO): plasma membrane
Molecular function (GO): protein binding; calcium channel activity
Source: RefSeq, a predicted model, not a curated record
UUACGAAUUUUCGGAAAUAUCCGAAAUUUUGGGGUGAAAAAAUCGGAAAUACUUUCUAUAUCGAAGCGCCAGCGCCCCCUACUUUAGAAACGAGAAUUGAAACAUUUUUUUCAUUGAUCGGACAUGCCUAAUAUCUAUGAUAUUGUGGGGCGGACACGCAUUUUAGAAACAUUUAGAAUCAUUACGAAUUUUCGGAAAUAUCCGAAAUUUUUGGGUGAAAAAAAAUCGGAAAUACUUUCUAUAUCGAAGCGCCAGCGCCCCCUACUUUAGAAACGAGAAUUGAAACAUUUUUUUCAUUGAUCGGACAUGCCAUAUAUAUAUAUAAUUCCGUGUUCAGACGCUACCAGGAGGACUCCACUUGUCGGCUUCUCUUCCCUUUUGCUCGUUUAUUUUUCUGUCUUCCAGACAAUAACAAUCGUCUUCCGAAUUGAUUCUUCUCUUAGACGCAUCGGUUUCAUCUCUGCCUCCGAAUCCAUUCCGGGAGGAUCCGCUUUGCAAAGGACUUGGACCAGAAGAUAGAGGAUGUCGAGGGACCUUCUUCCGGUGCUGGAGACGGACGACGGGACCAUCAGUCGGGCCGAGGGGCCUUCGGAGGAGGGCGAGGGGGGUCCCGGCCCCUUGGAGACCCCCUUCCAGAAGGAGGCCCCUCCGUCCCCACGGAUCAGGGUCAACCUCAACUACCGCGAUGGGCUCCCCAGCCCGAAGGAGCCCGGGCGCUUCGACCGCGAGCGUCUUUUCUCCGCCGUGGUGAAGGGAAAUCCCGAAGAGCUGGACGGCCUGAAGGAAUACCUGCAGAGGACCUCCAAGUUCCUCACCAACUCGGAAUACCGGGACGGCAAGACGGGCAAGACCUGCCUGAUGAAGGCCCUGCUGAACCUGCGGAACGGGGACAACCCCACCAUCCCGUUGCUGCUAAAAAUCGACCGGGAGAUGCAGAACCCGCGCCCGCUGAUCAACACCGCCUGCACCGACAACUACUACAAAGGCCACACGCCGCUCCACAUCGCCAUCGAGAAGCGGAGCCUGGCCUUGGUCCAGCUGCUGGUGGAGAACGGGGCCGACGUCCACGCCAAAGCCUGCGGCCAGUUCUUCCACCGGAAGGAGAAGGGCGCCUGCUUCUACUUCGGUGAGCUUCCCCUCUCCUUGGCGGCCUGCACCAACCAGCUGGACGUGAUCCGCUUCCUCCUCCACCACGGGCACCAAGAGGCCCAACUGACCGCUCAGGACUCUCUGGGCAACACGGUCCUCCACGCCUUGGUGAUGGUGGCCGACGACACGGAGCGCAACACGGAGAUGGUGGUCCGGAUGUACGACGCCCUCCUUCGGGAAGGAGCCCGGGCCGACCCUUCCCUGCGGCUGGAGGAAGUGGUCAACCUGGAAGGGAUGACCCCUCUCAAGAUGGCCGUCAAGACCGGGAAGGUGGAGAUCUUCAAGCACAUCAUCCAACGGGAAGUCACGGAUCCCGAGUUCCGGCACCUUUCGCGCAAGUUCACCGAAUGGACCUACGGGCCGGUUCAGGUCUCGCUCUACGACUUGUCUUCCAUCGACAGCUUCGAGAAAAACUCCGUGCUGGAAAUCCUCGCCUACAGCAGCGAUACACCGAACCGGUACAAGAUGGUGGUCCUGGAGCCGGUGAACAAGCUCCUGCAGCACAAAUGGGAUUCCUUUGCCGCCUGGCGCUUCUACAUCAGCUUCUUCUCUUACACGGUGUUCAUGGCGGUCUUCUCGGCCAUCGCUUACCACCGCCCGCUGGAAGGGAAGCCCCCGUUUCCGGUGACACCAAGGGCCGGGGAUAUUUGGUGGCUCCUCGGACAACUGCUCGUCCUCUUUGGAGGCAUCUACCUCUUCUUGGCUCAGAGUCUUUACUUGUGGAGGAGACGGCGGUUGUGGAAAAGCCUUCUGAUGGACGGCUGUAUUGACAUAUUUUUGUUUCUGCAAUCGCUGGCCUUGCUCCUUUCGGCCAUUACGUACCUCUCCGGGUUGGAGGAAUACGUCCCGUUGAUGGUGUUCUCUCUGCUGCUGGGCUGGGUCAACAUGUUGUAUUACACGCGUGGUUUCCAGCAGACGGGGAUCUACAUCGUCAUGAUACAGAAGGCCAUCCUCAGGGAUCUCCUCCACUUCCUGAUGGUCUAUGUCAUCUUCCUUUUCGGCUUCGCCACAGCCCUCGUCAUCCUCACCGGGACGGCUCCCCAUGGAGCAGCCCCAAACGCGUCGCUCGUCCCGGCCGGCGGUGACGACGGAGACAAAGUUCGCUACACCGGGCUGCUCACGACGUCCUUGGAGCUCUUCAAGUUCACCAUCGGGAUGGGCGAGCUGGAGUUCCACGAGAACGUCCGCUUCAAGUACCUGGUGAUGCUGCUGCUGCUCCUCUUCGUGGUCCUGACCUACAUCCUCCUGCUCAACAUGCUCAUCGCACUCAUGAGCGAGACCGUCACCAACGUCUCCGGCUUCAGCCAAAGCGUCUGGAAGCUCCAGAGAGCGAUCGCCAUUCUGGAGAUCGAGAAGAACUGGUUCUGGUUCUGGAAGAAGGCGCCGAGAGCCGGGUGUUUCGUCGCCGUCGGCUCGGACGGGAAGAAAGACCGGCGGUGGUGUUUCCGGGUCGAGGAGCUGAACUGGGCGGACUGGAAGAAAGAGUUGGGCGUCCUGAAAGAAGACCCGGCGGAUUCUGGGUUUUCGAGUGAAAAAAAGGACAGCGUUUGGAGCUGGAUGUCGUCCCUGACCGAGACGCGGCACGCGACGUCCGAGGAGGAAGACGGAAACGAGGAAAUCCCGUUGCACGAGAUCAGUCAUUGAGAGAGCAAUACCAUAUCUAGACGACUUACUUAUGGUUUCCUCUCAAUCAAUCAAUGAUCCAACCGCAACAAGAAGGAAAAUCACUAUCGUUAUAUUGGCAGAAUCUCCUACGAAUAAAACAAAACAAUCACCAC